AUGAAGAGAAUAGGAAGUGUUGUGCUGGUGUUUUGUAUACUGUAUCAAAUAUGUGCAGCUAAAAAUCAAGAUAACGCCAUUAACGUGGAGAAGGAUCCUAAAUACUGUCAUGAGUUUGCUUUGGCGGCAAGUCAAAACGAUCAGUUUCGCGACAUAGAAAUUCAGUGUGAGAAAGAUGGCAGUUUUUCACCAACACAGUGUUCGAUGACAGGCAUAUGCGUAUGUGUCAAUAUGUAUGGAAAUGUUAUUGCUUAUACAGCUACGGCUCCUAACCAACCACCACCAGUUUGUAAAGGUUUAAAGCCAGGCCGUUGUCCAUUCACAAACACUGGUCUGUCGUGUGACAUUAAAUGUCAACAUGACGCAGAAUGUCCUUUCAACCAGAAAUGUUGUGAUACUGAUUGUGGUAUGACGUGUCUAGAACCAAAACAAGCUGUGCCACGAUUUGAGUGCGAGUUUGGAAGGAUGAUAUCUAUAUAUUUUGUUUGUGAUGGUUAUCCACAAUGUCCCGAUGGCUCUGAUGAGCUUAAUUGUGAAGACUUCGUUUUUGAGUGCUCAAAUGGAGAUGUUGUUCCACCGUUCCUUGUGUGCAAUGGCCUUGAAGAUUGUGCAGAUGGUAGCGACGAAUCUCGAUGUGAACCCCAAGCUGAGUGUAAUGAACCAGGGUAUAAGUGUGCCGAUGGUAGUUGUUAUGAUGAAUGGAGCCGGUGUGAUGGAUAUAACGACUGUUGUGAUUGGUCUGAUGAAGACGGUUGUGAUUUAAAAGAAUGCAAGAAUGGUAUCUUAGUACCAGAGAAAGAAAUAUGCAAUGGUAACGAUGGCUGUGGUGAUAAUUCAGAUGAAGAAAAUUGUUCCUCCAUUCCUGGUGCUUAUGUUACUGAAUGUUUAAGAGACUUAAUGUAUCGGUGCAAUGAUGAAGACUGUAUUCAUAUGGACCAAGUUUGUAAUGGAAUUCCUGACUGUGCUAAUGGAGAAGACGAGGUUAAUUGUCCUGAUUGUCGUCCUCCCAUGGAAAAGUGUAAAAACAGUAGUAGAUGUUUUGGUCCAUGGGAACGAUGUAAUGGUUGGCCUAUUUGUGAAGAUUUCACAGAUGAACUCAAUUGUGAAUGCAAAGAUGAUCAAUUUCAAUGUACAAACGGAAGAUGUAUUGACGAAAGUCAUUCAGUGUGUAACCACUAUGAUGACUGUGGUGAUAACAGCGAUGAAGACAACUGUGUAUGCGAGUACUACGAUUUUACGUGUGGAGAUGGUAGUUGUGUCGGCCUUUGGCUGCGAUGUAAUGGCGCUGAAGACUGUAGUGAUGGAUCUGAUGAAAGUACAGAAUUAUGUGCUGAUUUUCAGUGUGACGACGGAAGUUUGGUUCCUUUCGAUUCUGAGUGCGAUUAUUGGUUUAAUUGCGAAGACAAAUCGGAUGAGAAGAAUUGUGAAUGCGAUGUAGGCGCGUUCAAGUGUGAUAAUGGUUUAUGUAAACCUGAGCAAAGCAUAUGUAAUAACUACGAUGACUGUGGUGACAACAGUGAUGAGAAAAAUUGUGUGUACUUUGUGUGCGAUAAUGGACAGGUUCUAGCCCAAGGAAAUUUUUCUUGUGAUGGAUAUCCCGAUUGUGUUGACCAAAGUGAUGAGCAAGAUUGUCCAUGUGAUGACAGUGCUGACAGAUUUCGAUGUGAUAAUGGUCUUUGUAAGUGGUAUUAUGAUCGGUGUGACGGAUAUGACUCUUGUGGCGAUAAUUCUGACGAACAGGAUUGCGCGACUUUUGUCUGUGACAAUGGUUAUGAAUUGACGCGACGACCAGAUCAUCCCUCUCCUGUCUGUGACAUGAACUUUGAUUGCUCCGAUAAAAGCGACGAGAAGGAUUGUGAAUGUCGUGCGUUUACCAUGCGGUGUUCACAGACGAGAUAUUGUGUUCCAAUAUACUAUCUCUGUGACGGCAACGACGACUGUGGAGACGGUUCAGACGAAAACAAUUGUGAAUAA
Saccoglossus kowalevskii is the source of this 1974-nucleotide messenger RNA. RefSeq lists its product as uncharacterized. The record is from RefSeq and is a predicted model, not a curated record. Lineage: Eukaryota; Metazoa; Hemichordata; Enteropneusta; Harrimaniidae. Gene Ontology annotation, cellular component: plasma membrane; apical plasma membrane; extracellular region. Gene Ontology annotation, molecular function: hormone binding; protein binding; peptidase inhibitor activity. Gene Ontology annotation, biological process: receptor-mediated endocytosis.